Molecule: messenger RNA, 2565 nt
Organism: Panicum hallii
Lineage: Eukaryota; Viridiplantae; Streptophyta; Magnoliopsida; Poales; Poaceae
Product: ent-kaur-16-ene synthase, chloroplastic-like
Exons: 11
Coding region: 29-2479 (816 amino acids)
Biological process (GO): diterpenoid biosynthetic process
Molecular function (GO): magnesium ion binding; terpene synthase activity
Source: RefSeq, a predicted model, not a curated record
AGCGAGAGCUGUGCGUGCAGUGGCGGCCAUGACGCCGUUGGGGCUCGCCCUCGCCGCGCCUCAUCUCGCCCUGUUUGGGCACCGGUCCCCCGCUGCUCCUCGACCUCGAUGGGGAGUGGCGCGGGCGCCGCCGCAGAGCCACCGCUGUCGCCGCAAGCCUCAGCUGUCGGUGCAGCCGCGCGCGCGGCGGACCGGCUCGCACGCCGCGGGAGUGCUGGAGCGGGGUAAUAAGCAGGAGGACAGGGCGGCGGCGAUCAGGGAGCGACUCCUGAGCGGCGAGGCGCCGACGCCGUCGGCGUACGACACGGCGUGGGUCGCGAUGGUGCCGGCGGCGGCGGGGUCCCCUCCGUCGCCGCGGUACCCGGGGUGCGUGGACUGGAUCCUGCGGAGCCAGCGACGGGACGACGGGUCGUGGGGGGCCGGCGACCCCUCGCUGCGCAAGGACGCGCUCUCGUCCACGCUGGCGUGCGUCCUCGCGCUCACGACGUGGGGCGUCGGCGGCGACGCCGUCGCGAAAGGGCUCCGUUUCAUCGGGCGCAACUGGUCCUGCGUGACGGACGACAGCUGCGCCGCGCCGGCCGGGUUCGACGUCAUCUUCCCCGGCAUGGUCGCGCGUGCCAUCGACAUGGGGCUGGAGAUCCCCCUGGUCCGCCAAGCCGACGUCGACGCCGUCCUUCGGCUGCGUGACAGCGAGCUCAGAUGCAUGGCUGCUUCUGGAGGCAGCCAAGCUUUCAUGGCCUACGUAGCCGAAGGUCUGGGGGACUCACUGGACUGGGACGAGGCGGCGGCGGCGUACCAGAGGAAGAACGGGUCCUUCUUCGACUCGCCGGCCACGACAGCCGCCGCCGCGAUCCACAGCCACAAUGACAGAGCGCUCGACUACUUGGACUCCGUCGUCGCCAAGUUCGGUAGCGCAGUGCCCACCGUGUAUCCUCGGAGCGCCUACUCCCGGCUUCGCAUGGUGGACACUCUGGAGAACAUGGGCAUCUCAAGGAGCUUCUUGUCCGAGAUAAACAGCACACUCGACAUGAUAUACAGGUCCUGGCUCGCCAACGACGAGGAGAUCAUGCUGGACAUGGCGACAUGCGCGAUGGCGUUCCGCCUCCUGCGUUUGCACGGGUACGACGUCUCAUCCGAUGGGUUGUCCCAAUUCAGCAGCGAGUCCAGUUUCCACGGCUCGAUCCAGGGGCACCUCAACGACACUGAGGCCUUGCUGGAGCUGCUGAAAGCCUCGCACGUCCAGAUCACGGACGGCGAGCUGAUCCUGGAGAGCAUCGGCUCCUGGUCGUCCGAGCUCCUGAAGGAACAGCUGCGUUCCGGCAAGAUAUCAAGAACUGUAGACCCCGUGGAGGUGGAACAUGUGCUCAAAUUUCCCUUCCACUCCAACGUGGACAGGCUGGAGCACAGGUGGCACAUAGAACACUUCAAGGAGCAGGGCUUCCAGAUGCUGAAGUCGGCAUACCGCACUUGUCACGCAGAUGAAGAAAUUUUUUCUCUGGCUGUGGAUGGGUUCCACUCCGCUCAGGCUAUGUACCAAGAGGAGCUUCAAUGCGUCGAGAGGUGGGCCAAAGAGAUGAGGCUGGACGAGCUGGACUACGCGAGAGUGAUGCCGCUGACCUGCCUCUUCCCGUCCGCUGCCACCAUGUUCCCCGCCGAGAUGUCCGAGGCCCGCAUCGCGGCGGCCAAGACCAACAUCCUGGCGACCAUUGUCGACGACCUCUUCGACGUCAGGGAGUCGAGGGAGGAGAUGGAGAACCUCGUCGCCCUGAUCGAAAUGUGGGACGCGUACGAACAAGUCGGCUUCUGCUCGGAGCGCGUGGAGAUCGUCUUCCGCGCCGUGUACGACACGAGCAACGACCUCGCGGCGAGGGCCGCGGCGGUGCAGAACCGCAGCGUCAUCCACCACAUCGCCGAACGGUGGGUGGAGAUGGCGAGGGUCAUGAUGGUGGAGGCGGGGUGGCGGAUGAGCGGGAGCGCGGCGCCGUCCAUGGAGGAGUACAUGGCCGCCGCGGAGCCGUCGUUCGGGCUGGGCACCACCGUCCUCACGUUCCUCUUCUUCGUCGGGCCGGAGCUGACGGAGGACGUGGUCCGGGGAGCCGAGUACGCCGAGCUGUUCCGGCACAUGAACAUCUGCGGCCGCCUCCUGAACGACAUCCAGUCGUGCGAGAGGGAGAAGAGGCAGGGGAAGAUCAACAGCGUCCUGCUGCUCGCUCGCCAACACGGCGGCUCCGUCGAGGCGGCCAAGGCGGAGGUGAGGAGCGUCAUCGCGGCAUCCAGGAGGGAGCUGCUGAGGAUGCUGGUCCGGGAGGGCGGCGAGGUGCCAUGGCAGUGCCGGCGGGAGUUCUGGAACAUCUCCAAGGUGGUGCACCUGUUCUACAUGGAGGUGGACGGCUACGCGUCGCCCAAGGAGAUGAUGCGCGCGGCGAACGAGGUGUUGUUCGAGCCGCUGCGGACAGCAGGGAAGCAAUAUUUUAAAUAGCGGGCUUAGGGAUUUAGGUGCUGUUUGGAUCCAAGGGCAAAUGGCAAAAGGGCAAAUGGUAAAAUUUUUGCUCCGGUCACAUCAGA